AUGGAAGAUAAAUAAAUCAUCAAAUUCACUCAAAAACAUUUCCUUCUCAAGAAUGUACUACCAAUGGAGUGCCUUGAUCUUUUGCUCACAAUGCAUAAUAUGUUCUCAGUUGAGAGGAACAACAUUCUCCUUCAAACCUAACACAGUCUAUCUAGAUUCGAUACUGAUGGUUCACUUAGGUAAAGACUAGAGACUCAUGCGAUAAGAAAACAUAGAUGGGUAGCAAGAUCAUAUCCUUAAAACCUACAGAAGCGUCAAGUAGAGAUCACUGCUCCUCCAAAUAAAAAAGAGGUUGUAAAUGCCUUAAACUCAGGAGCAGAUGUGUUUAUGGCUGACUUCGAAGAUGCUUUGUCUCCAACUUGGCCUAAUAUCCUUGGUGGCCACUAUAACAUGAUGAAGGCAAUUAAGCGAAAUCUAAGAUUCUACGAGCCAUCCAAAUCUAAAGAGUACCAGGUGCUAAAUAUCAACAGUCAGGUGAUGAUUCGACCUAGAUCUCUUGCUAAGGAAGAAGCACAUCUUUUAGUAGAUGGCACACCAAUCUCAGCAACUAUAUUUGAUCUGACGGUGUAUGCCUAUUUGAAUCAUCAGACUUUACAAGAUCUAGGACAAAGUUGCUACUUUUAUCUGCCCAAGAUUAAUAAUAUGGAAGAAGCUAUAUUCUGGAAUUAAAUGCUAAUAUAUCUUGAGAAGUAGUUGUUGGUCCCAACUAAUACAUUCAAAGUAACUGUAAUAGUAGAAACAGUCACAGCUAUGCUUGAAUUGGAAGAGAUUAUAUUUGCCUUCAAGCAUCGUAUAGUGGGUGUGAACACUGGCAGAUGGAACUAUAUAUUCUCUAUAGUAAAAAGAUUCCAGCACUUCCAGAAUAGUUUCAUAGACUCGAGGCACAAGAUAUCUAUGGAGGAUAAAUUUAUGAAUAACUUCAACAGAUAUGUGGUACAUAUAGCUCAUAAAAGAGGCAUUCAUGUAAUUGGAGGAGCAUCAAAUUACGUUCCUAGAGAGCAUUUCCCUAAGGCAACAAUCUAAGCUAAGGCCCAAAUAGUUAAGGAGAAAAGAGAGGAGGCUAAUGAAGGAUUUGAUGGAUCCUGGGUGAUUCACCCGGUUUUAGUCGAGACAGCAUAAAAGAUCUUCUCAAUGGUAGUUAGCAACUCUCCCAAUCAAAAGUAAAAGUUUGAGGAAGACGAGUAUAGAUAAACCUUCGACGAGAUCUUUGCAUUUGUGAAUUCUAAAUGUGCUGAGAAGUACGAUCUUCAAGUGGAAAAGGUAGACAUCUUGAAGAGCAUCCGUGUGUGCAUUAUCUACUACUUCAACUGGUUGAAAGGCAUAGGAGCUGUAGCCUUUGAGAACCUGAUGGAAGAUGCAGCAACUACUGAGAUUUGCAGAGCUUAACUUUGGGUGUGGCUGCAUAACAGAGCCACUAUCACUGAGAAAAACAAGCAGCUAACACCUGAAAGACUGAUGAAGUAUAUAGAUAAGGAAAGUAGUCGCAUAAAGACUCACGAUAAGCUAACUCAUUUUUAGGCCAAGAGUUUACUUAAGAUACUGCUUAAGUAAACAACCAUGAUUGAGUCAUUUAUGGAGAUUGCAUACCCGCUGCUAGACAAACAUCAGGCUAAGCUAUGA
Stylonychia lemnae is the source of this 1620-nucleotide messenger RNA. The record is from the annotation of a GenBank genome assembly. Lineage: Eukaryota; Ciliophora; Spirotrichea; Sporadotrichida; Oxytrichidae.